GAGAGUUCGUCCAUUGUAAACAAGCCUCUCCAUUUGAAGUUUACUUGAUAAGUGGUGAUAAUGUAGUCUCGUUAUCGCUUUAAAUUUGGAAAUUUGGACUCAAGGAGUGGAAUAUUUUUUUAAGUUUUUGUAUUCUUCCCUUUUGCCGCAAAUGGCUCUGUGGUUAAUCGAAUUUUUGCACUUAAAAAAAAAGUUGACUUGGAAUUAUUGAUCAAGAAAAAGAGCUUCAAUCAUGGAGAAAUUGAAAGCACUUUGCUCAAAGGGAGACAGAGCCUUCAAAAAUGAACAAUUCCUUCAAGCCAUUAGCUUUUACUCUGAUGCUUUGAUACUUUCACCUCAUGAUGAAGGAAUUCUUGGCUGUAGAUCGGCAGUAUAUGCCAAGUUAGGCAUGUUCAAUGAAUCCAAAAAGGAUGCUGAAGCUCUCACAAGCAUAAUUCCACAGAAACCCAAGGGCCAUUUCUUGAGAGCUGUCUCACUUGAAAACCUUGGAAAUUAUAGAGAAUGUUUAAGGUCAUACCUGAAGGCUUAUGAGCUGGACCCAGCACACCCAACUGAACUCCUGGUAAGCAUUGUUGGAGCUGUUGGAUGCAUUUGCCAGAUGUCAGAGAUGGAAGAAAUUUCUCUGUCAGAUCAAGGAGCAAGCUUUCAAAACUUUGAGAGUUUUGUCCAACUUGGUAAAAGGUUGUAUGAAACAGAAAAUUACAAGAUUUGCAUAAGUGUCAUCAGGACAGCCUUAAAGGCACAUUAUGGUUGGGAUGAACAACUGCUGUACUCACAAGCAAGCAUCAAACAUCAGCAUGGUGUAAAAGAUUUUGAGAAGACAAACAAGGAUAUGCAAAGCCGCAACCAUGUCUCUAACGAGUUUGAUUCAGAAGUCGCCCAUUCUGGCUAUGGGUUUGCAUCAAUUUAUGUUGUGACUGGUGACUAUGGAACAGAAGAAAAAGAAAGCCGUGAGGACAGCCAAGGGUCACUGCAGAAUGGCAGAGCAGUUAUGUUGGCACUGCUUGUUAUGUCUGAAGCUCACUACUGUUUGUAUCAAUACAGUAAAGCUCUCUCUGUCUCUCAAAAGUGUCUUUCUGUUGCUUUAGAUUUCAAGGAAAAAGAAUAUGAGAUAAAGUGCUAUGUUAAAAUUGCAAACAUCCAUCACAGACUGGCGCAGUAUGUUCAAGCUGUGUCUUACAAUGGCAAGCUGUUAGCUGUGGGAAGAGAUCUGCAGAGGAGUGGUGAGGACAAAGAAAAAUACCAAAAAUACUGGAAUAAUGACAUUGAACGAAGAGCAGUCUGGAAUUUAUCUGCAGCGUACAAACUCAUGGGUGACUACAAAAAAGCCUUACACCAUGCACAAGAGUACAUGGAUGUAUUGAAAUUUAUUGACCAGGAAAAUCUCACCACAGCUUACUCAAAUCUAGGUGAGCUGGAAUUACUGCAAGGUAAUUAUGAGAGAUCUUUGGAGUGCCACAAAAUUGAACUGCAACUUUGCAAGAAGUUUAAUGACCGUGAUGGUGCUGCCUAUGCCUUUGGGAAUAUUGGCACCGUGUAUGCAAACAUGGGAAACUUUCGUUCAGCAACUGUCAAUCACUAACAACACCUGAAACUUGCUCAGAACUUGAAUGAUAAAGUCUCAGAAGUUAUUGCAUUAAGGAACUUUGGAUGCCUGUUUAAACUCAUGGGUGAGCAUGCCAAAGCUCUUGGUUAUUUUGAGCAACAUUUGCAGCUAUCCAGAUUGAACAAGAUGGAGGAGCUUCAAUGUAAGGCAUAUGGACUUGUUGGUGCUUGCUACAAAGACCUUCACCAGUUACACCAUGCUCAAUAUUAUUAUGACACAUGUUUGAAGUUGGCUGUUGAGCAAAAUGAUCUAGAAGAAGAACUGGAAUGUAAUCUUGCCCUUGCACAGAUUUCAAAGGCCAUGAGAAAUUUUGAAACUUCCCGCCAUUACUUCAACAAAGCCAUUCCCAUCUUGGAAGACAAGCUGUUGUCAAAGUGUGGCAAUAUGUUGAUUUACAAAGAUCCCUUGCUUGAAAAGCUGGAUCAGUGUUAUAAGGACCUGCAAGAAGCCCUGAUAGAGAUGAAUUUGGAAGAGGAGGCCUUAGAAAUUGCUGAACAUUGCAGAUCAAGAAUUCUUGUAAGCAUUAUUAGACAUAAGAAAAUUCUUGCCAAUUCAGAGGCCCUGUCAACACCAUGUCAGCAGCUUGUUACAGCAUACUCAGCAAAGGAUAUUAUUGGUAUCAUUGAUUCGCAGCAAGCAACAUUGUUGUUCUUUUCUGUUAUUCCUACUGGCUUUCUCUUGUGGGUUCUGUCACCAGGGAAGGGCGUCAUGAAAUGUCAUUGGCACAAGAGUUGUGACCAUUCUACCUUUGCCUACAAAAUUAAACAUUGUAUCAAACAGUUUCAUGGCACCCGCAAGGAGAGCUACCAUUGUGAUCACCGAGCUCUACCUGACUCUGUCACAGGGAAAUGCAGUGAGUCAGCGGAUGAAAGAGAAGGCAAAAAAUUUUGCUAUCAUUGUGAAUUUCUUUACUCUACCAAACUAACUCCGCUUCAGAAGUUGUACCAUCUGCUUCUAGGUCCUAUUGAGGAUCAGCUGAAAAUUGAGCUUGGAAGGGGUGUCAGUGAACUGGUUAUUAUUCCAGACUUGGAGGUCAAUUCAGUUCCUUUUGCUUGUUUACAAGAAAAAGAAGGGAAAUACUUACAUGAAUUCUUCAAUGUCCGCACUCUGCCAUGCAUUAGAACAAUUUCACAGAAAGGAGAAAUGCUUCCACAGUCGUCAAUUGCAGAGAAGCAAGUGGCGGAUUCUUCCAAGAUUCUUGUUCAAGGAAAUCCAACUAUUUCAAAAGUAGAUUUGAAUGGAAAGGUAUGGAGUCCAAGGAAACAAUCUGAUCUCGCAGAAGAGGAAGUGAAUAUUAUUGCGUCGUUGCUGGGAGUGGAUCCAAUUUCGGGUCAUCGGGCAACCAAGGAGCACUUCCUUACGAUGUUGCCCCAAACAAGCGUGGUUCAUUUAGUGACCUACGGAAGCUGGCCAGAUGCCUGCAUUGCUCUGUCUCCAAACACACAUCAUUAUGGUGACCCUCCAUCAGAAGAUGCAUUCUUAGUGAAAGUGUCGGACAUAGCCAUGUUAAAAUUGUCUACUAAGCUUGUUGUGUUAAAUGCAUGCUGUGGGUGUGGCCACCAGUAUUGCCAGUUAAAGCAUGCAAGCUUCCAUCUGGCCACAGCACUCCUAGCUGCUGGUGCACAGUCUGUGAUCAUACCUCUGUGGUCUGCCCCUCAGGCUACAAUGCUUAACUUGUUUUACAAGUUCUACAGUGGUUUGGAAGAGGGCCGAACUGUCAGUGAAUCACUAAAAGAAGCCUGGACUCUUUUGAGGAGUGUCGAGCACAUGUCGGCCCCAGACUCCUGGGCGUCAUUUGUUCAUGUUGGGUUUGACACCACAGUGGAUUUUAUGAAGCUGAGAUAUCAGUUAUUUGAUGGGGUAUUGGAUCAAGUGGUAAAAAGUUCAUCUCCGGAGAGGUUUCCUCUGGUCACAGCAGAGAUACUGGACAGCAAAGUUCCUUCAGUUGCGUUUAAAAUGAAGAAAUUUCAAGAACUGCUGACACAGCUCUUGUUAGAGCACACAUCAGUGUCGCAUGUGCUGCCAGCUCUCCGGGACUUGAUUCAGUUGGCUCAUCAAAUGCUCUUGUUGACUCACCAUCCUGAGCUCCUUUCGAAGGGGGACCCAACCAUGUGUGCACAACUGAGCUCCCAUGUCCUGGAGUCCCCUUGCGCCAGAGAGUUCCUCGUCUUCUUAGGGUUUGACUUUCAAAAGGAUGGUGCACACGAGAAGGAUCCAUUCGUUGUGUUUCCUCACUGGGACCCUGACGAGACCCUGACAAUGACGUCACAAGUCCUGCCGGCUGUUUGUGAUAUCUUGAAGGAAUCUUCCAGUGGAGGUUACGCCUUAGCUAAGAUCACAAACACUUUGAAGAAAAACACGAUGGAAAAGCUCAAAGAAUUUCUCAGCUUAAGCAGUCGUUACCCUGAGAGGAUCAUGAAGACGAGUGACUUUGUCCUCCGCUCAUUGUGGUACAAUCCCGAGCUGCAGCAGCUCCUUGCCUCCCUUGGCUUUUACGAAGUAGGACAGUCAUUACUGUUCAACAAGACCGAAGGAAACCAGCUCUUGUUGAAAUCUACACUGGCUGUGGUCACAGCUAUGCUUGAUUACAUGGAGAGAGGGAAAACACGGACUUCGUCAUCCCAUCGUCAGUCUCUCUCUUUUGGUGGACGUCCCGCAAAACUUGCCUCACUCUCGCCCCAGCUCACACCAUCCAAACAGAUUGUCAUGGAGACUCCAUGGAUGUCCACAAAGUCUGAUAGGAGUGAAAACGAAUUAAAGAUGGUCCUUGCUAAAGAAUUGGAAGGAAUCAAUGAAGAGUUUGCUGGUCAUGCGACGAGAGCAAAUUACUGGCACGCUCAGUUACUCCGAGCGCAGUCUGCCCCCAGUUCUAAACUUCCAGUCAUUGGGAGUAAGACUCAGGACAAGCAGCCUUCAAGAAAAGCACAAACCAAAGAAAAGGCGGGAAAAGUGAAGGUGCAAGCCGGUAUGACACCCUCUUGCAACCGGCGGCUUGUAGAGGAGGAGCCACGGCUUUCAAUCAACGCCACCAGAGAGAGGCGCAACGAGAUCUACAGGAUUUAUGCACAACGAUUUGAUGACAUUGCUAUGCACAAGCGGCAUAGGGUUCGACAGCUGUUUACGUCGCAGAUUGAAGAUCAUGGAUGAGAACACCACUGAUAAUUAGUGCGCAACUGCUCAACUUCAUUGAAAUACGUCGAGCUUUGUUAGAUCUGAAUUGUAAAUAAACUGAGAUCGUUAUUAUAAA
This is a messenger RNA of Stylophora pistillata, 4853 nucleotides long. RefSeq lists its product as uncharacterized. The record is from RefSeq and is a predicted model, not a curated record. Gene Ontology annotation, molecular function: protein binding. Lineage: Eukaryota; Metazoa; Cnidaria; Anthozoa; Scleractinia; Pocilloporidae.